Molecule: messenger RNA, 1092 nt
Organism: Rotaria sp. Silwood2
Lineage: Eukaryota; Metazoa; Rotifera; Eurotatoria; Philodinida; Philodinidae
Source: the annotation of a GenBank genome assembly
AUGUCUCGACAUCAAAAGCCGUCGUCAUCAUAUAGAUCUGAUUGGUUUCAACGCCCAAGUUGUCUAAUGGGUAGUUUUCUAUGGGAUGACGAGUGUAAUAAUGUGUGUUACUCACAACGUCAUAAUGGUCGACCAUUAUCAGUGGUUUUAACAGAACCAUUUGAUCCAUUUGAACCUCAAGCGACAUCAUUUUUUGAUGAUAUUCCCUAUAUAGAAAGUGAUUUUGCAUCACUUAAUCAUCAUCAUCAUCAACAUCAUCAUCAACGAAGUCGUUCAUCUGGUCGAAGAUAUAAACGAGAGUGUUACAAUGUGCACUAUCCAAAUGUUAAUUUUCAUUCGUAUUGUUUUUCCCCACCACCACCACCACCGCCACCAUGUCGACCAAUAAGUCGUGCUCGUUCAAGAGAAAUACUUGUUGAAAAAAUAGAAACAGUAACGAUAGAAGAACAACAACGUCGACCACCGGCACCUUAUAUGGUUUCAUUUGUACGUACACCAUCACCAACUGUACGGCAACUUAAAAUACGCGCACGUCCUUCAUCCUGUUUCGAUUUACAUAAAGAAUCAACAGAUAUUCAUCAGCAACAAAAAGAAAAUCGAUGGUCAAAAGUUGUUGAUGAACAUCAUGAAGAACAUUUUCAAUAUAGUUAUAAUUAUAAUAAAACUCCAGAUCGUAUUGUUCCAAUUGAACGUGAACAACCACCUCCACCACCAAGAGUUAUUCUUCAGGAUGCAACAACAUCAACUGAAGAUCUUUACAUACCACCACCACCACUUCCACCAAAACAAGUUCGUCCUGAAACAAGAGAAACUGGUACAACAACAGCUGGUUUACCUAGACGACCAUUAUGUGUUACCGGUACAUCAACAAAACCAUGCAAUUCUUUUAAUUAUUAUACUGCUGCUGAUCGUCAACGUGAAAAAAAUCGUGUUAUUGUUCGACCAACAUCAAAACCACGUGAAAUUCUUGUUGAUACAUCUGGAAUAUUUGGUUGUCCAGGUCAAUUUUCUGAGCCAACAACACCACAAAUUAUUGAAAAUGGUUCUACAACAAAAACCCGAUCACCUUUUCAACCACCUGAUUUUAUUUAA